CUCACUCAGUAACGAGGCCGGCAGACAGGUGUGUGAAGCCGAGCAGCUCAGGGCGACACGGACACACAAACACCAUGUUACCCCAGCCUAGAGGAGGAGGAGCCCCUUCAAGGUGUUUGUAACUCGCCGCAGGCGGACAGGGAGUGAGAAAUGCGGGCGUACAGCGUGAAGGCACCAAGCUGCUGUGUUUGUCUUCACUGUCAACAACAACAAGAGUCCUGCUGCAGCUCCGCUCACGGCUGGUGUCGGUUCAUUUAACGGCGCUGCACGGAGGAAAUCACUGGGACUAUGUGAGCAUCAUGCUCGCGGUGAGAUGCCUGCUGUUCGCUGCAGUGUACGCACGGUACGCCGAGACAGCUCUGAGGGAAUGGGGGAGUCCGGAGGGAAGGCUGCCGCCCGCGGAGGAGGUCGUUCAGCCCAAGCGACUCCUGCAGCAGAUCCACACUGAGGAGGAGCUCCUGCACAGCCGGCUGGACACCCGGGUCAAGAACCACCCAGCCGGUGAGCAGCCCAUCCAUUUGGCCCAGAGCAGCUUCUUGGUGAAAGCCUUUGGUACAGCCUUCAUACUCGACCUGGAGCUCAACCACAAUCUGCUGUCUACAGACUAUGUCGAGCGUCACUUUGAUGAAGACGGCAAGCUGUCACAGAAUAUGGGAGGGGAGCACUGCUUCUACCACGGGCGAAUACGAGGAGUGCCGGGGUCCUGGGCUGCUUUGUCAACCUGCCACGGCCUGCAGGGGAUGUUUUCUGACGGGAACUUCUCUUACGGGAUCGAACCUCUUGGCACUGGAGCGGAUCACAAUGACCACGUUGUGUUUCGAAUGCCUAACACUGACCUUUUUCCACCUCCCUGUCCAGGAUGCUCCAUGAACAGCACAGAGGCUAAGAUGCAGUCACGCAGGCAAAGCGAAGAAGAUGGCGAGCUAAGCAAUGAGCUCAACUGGUCUACCGAAGAAAAGCCGAUACUCACAGAAGGUCUUCGACGCUCAAGAAGACAAGUGAGGCGAGGCCAACGCACCGUCCAGACUGAGACCAAGUACAUCGAGCUGAUGGUGGUCAACGAUUAUGAACUGUUUGUGCAGUUACGCCGGUCGACCACACAGACGAAGAUUUUUUCUAAAUCGGUGGUGAACAUGGCAGAUUUGAUCUACAAGGAGCAGCUCAACACUCGCAUUGUCCUGGUAGCCAUGGAAACCUGGUCGUCUGAAAACAGGGUCGCUGUCGGCGAUGACCCGUUGCUCACCCUGCGUGACUUCAUGAAGUACAGGAAGGAGAGCAUCAAGGAGCGCGUUGAUGCUGUGCAUCUCUUCUCUGGGAGGACGUUCAUGAGCAGCCGCAGCGAGGCAGCCUACAUUGGGGGCAUCUGCUCGUUGACUCGGGGUGGAGGGAUCAAUGAGUUUGGCAGUGUGGGUCCUAUGGCCAUCACAUUGUCUCAGAGUCUUGGUCAGAAUAUCGGCAUGCUAAGGAACAAGGAGCGAACAGCUGCUGGUGACUGCAGGUGUCCAGAUCCGUGGCUGGGCUGUAUCAUGGAGGAUACAGGCUACUACCUGCCAAGGAAGUUCUCUCGCUGCAGCAUAGAUGAGUAUCUGCGUUUCCUCCAGCAGGGAGGAGGCAGCUGCCUCUUCAACAAGCCCACAAAGCUCCUAGACCCAUCAGAGUGUGGCAAUGGGUAUGUAGAGCUUGGAGAGGAAUGCGACUGUGGAUCACUGGUGGAGUGCGCCCUGAGUGGAGCCAACUGCUGCAAAAAGUGCACUCUUACCCAUAAUGCCAUGUGCAGCAAUGGGCUGUGCUGCAGGGACUGUAAGUAUGAGCUGAGAGGGGUGACGUGCCGCAGUGCUGUGAAUGACUGUGACAUUCCUGAGACCUGCACAGGAGACUCGAGCCAGUGUCCCCAUAAUGUCCACAAACUGGAUGGCUACACGUGUGAAGAUGGCCAAGGUCGCUGUUAUGGAGGUCGCUGCAAGACCAGAGAUAGCCAGUGCAAGACUCUGUGGGGCUUCAACUCAGCUGACAGAUUUUGCUAUGAAAAGCUGAACUCUGAGGGCACGGAGAGAGGAAACUGUGGCCCACACUCCAGUGGCCAGGGAUGGGUGCCGUGCAAUAAACAGGAUGUUCUGUGUGGUUUGCUGCUUUGCACCAAUCUGACAGACAGACCGAGAUUUGGCGAGCUGCAGGGAAAGGUCACCAGCCUGACCAUCCACCAUCAGAGCAGAUACUUGGACUGCAGGGGUGGUCACGCAGUGCUGGAUGAUGGCUUGGAUCUGGGCUAUGUGGAAGAUGGGACACCAUGUGGGCCGAACAUGAUGUGUUUGGAGCGUCGCUGCCUCCCCGUUACCACCUUCAACCUCAGCACCUGCCCUGGAUCCUCAUCCUUGCGUAUCUGCUCCCACCACGGGACGUGCAGUAACGAGGUGAAGUGUAUCUGUGAUCCAGACUACACCGGGAAGGACUGCAGCGUGUUUGACCCGAUCCCAACCCCCACCUCGCCAGAUGGCCCAGAGAAGUACAAAGGUCCCAGUGGUACCAAUAUCAUCAUAGGCUCGGUUGCUGGGGCUAUUCUGCUGGCGGCGAUAAUCCUGGGGGGAACUGGUUGGGGAUUUAAAAAUAUCCGGAAAGGAAGAUCUAAGGGAGUUUGAGUCAUAUCUCUCUGCUGUCCUAUCUUCCUUACACUGUGUGCUGUCCAUUCUGAGGAGACAAAACAAAGAUGUCUUCCAUUACUGGUCCUCAGAUUUUUCCUGUUUCCUAUGUUGGUACUCAAGCCACCUGGAAAAAUAAAUCAGAAGUAUGGAAGCUCUGAGGGCACUCCUACAGACCAUAAAGUCUGGCUGUAGCUGUCUGAGUCACUUUUGCUGCCGUCACCUCCUCCUGUUUCAUUUUGCCACAUCUUUGUUUCUUUUUGUCUGGGACACACACAGAAGCUUUUUUUUUUUUCUUCGCUUCGACAGGUCACAGCAGAUCCUCUGCUGUACUGACUGUUAAAAAGCUUCACCCCUUUAAAUGAUUUCACAGAAGGUAGGCCAUGCACCUCGCUCAGUCUUGACUUGUUUAAUGAAGCCUUGUAUUAGAGAACAGUUACAUAUUUAACCUCGUGGAGAGCACAACCACCUCCUCUCAGAAGUGUGACUUUAGCUGUAAUAGAAGUGUAAAAAUAUCAGGCUGCUGACAUUUUGUCUGUCCAGAUGAGGGUUUUGUUUUGUAGACCUUUACAUUCCAGAGUAAUAGCCAUAAUUUCUCCCCUUAUGCUUCCUUUCCUAAUCCUAAAUCGAUGCUUCUACAUAAUAAUUGCUAAUGUAUGAACGUGUAGCUCCAACCUGCGAGGGAUGGUGUUGGAUGGCCAGCUGCACACGUAUGCACCCAAUGUUUCAUCCCGCUGUAUGAUCCUGUAAUCCGCAUACAAACUAUACUGUAUGCAUACAUGUAUGCUGAACAUGGGUGCUGUUUGUAUAUAAUGUACCGACCCCUUUAGACAGCAGUGACUCACUGCCGCUCUGAAUGGAAGCACAAGCCUGAAGAGAGAAGACUCUUACCGCCUGAAACUGCUUGUUUUGGAUGAUUUAAUCAGCGAGAAGAGAUGCAAAUCUUUGCAUCUUAGGGGAAAUCUGGGAGAAAGCUUCUCUGAAUGCUCAGAAAUGUCACUGGCUCUCACUCAGGCUACGGCCGUGUGUUUUAUACAUGCCAGUAUUAGAUUUUCACACUGAAAAAUGAUAACGAGACAACACAGAUUUCUCGCAGGAUCUCCCUCAAGUCCAGAAAUGUAUAUGAAUUAUUAAUUUGGUUUCUGAGGGUUAGCUGAUUAUGCUUUAUCUCUAAAUGGUUACAGGUUAUAUACUUCUGACUGAACAGAUCCACAUAAUGAGCAGUAUAUAAGUGCAUUUAAAAAAAAAACUGAGUAUCAGAAAUUUGACUUGCCAGUGUUUUUAAAAAUGCAGCUUUUAUGUGCAUCGCAUUCUCCAUUUAUCCUCUCUGGACAUCAGAGCGUGUCGAUCAGGUUUAGAGGCUUAUACUCCUGUGAUUGUCACACGAAGCUGUAUUUUAUCAAUAAUAGCAUUAAGAGUUGUUGGCACAGGUGCCAGAAGAAAUUAUCCGAGUUACACUGCCAGCCAACCUACAGGAGCGUUAAAGGAGCGUUGAUACGUUGAGUUGAAGUCCAUCACACAAGGAUCUGUAGUGAAGGUUCCUGCCUCCUGAAAAUAACUUUAAUAAAUUGUUUUUGUAGACAAGAAAAAGACUUUUAACAGUAUGUAACGUCACAUGUGCUCAAUCUUUGUCACAACAGGCUUCAUUUAAAGGGUUAACAUAUCUGUUUAAUUACAGUUGGACUCUUUCACCCGUAAACACUGUAGAAACAUGAAAAAAAUCUCUAGGACAUGUCUGUCCUUGAGUGUGCUGGAAGCUCAGGUCACACCAUGUUUACUGUAGCUGUGAUCGCACGCUGUAGUUUGACUUAUUAAAAGGACUUUGGCACUACUCACUAUUAAAAGCCAACAUUGUCUAGUUUUAGGUAACCUGGCUUUCAGUGUAAAUACUCGUAUUACUGUAUAUUAAAAUCCAUAAUAAAACCUACCUGAACUCGAGUGACUCUGUUAUCCACUGCAUGAGUGUCUGCUGCUAUGAAUCCAGAUAUAAUUAAACUUUUUGGUUUGUGAUUGUUUGUGUUACCUUAAUGGCAGAUUAAGUUUACAGCUAAACAAUUUUAAUACAAUGUUACUGACUUGCUUAAUAUACUGUAUUAUACUGUACUGAAUCUGGCUUGAAAGUAUUUGAUAAUUUGUAAAUAUUUGGUUGACGAUCUGUGCAACGCUGACUAACUUGCUACU
This is a messenger RNA of Pelmatolapia mariae (spotted tilapia), 4817 nucleotides long. RefSeq names its product ADAM metallopeptidase domain 11 (gene adam11). Lineage: Eukaryota; Metazoa; Chordata; Actinopteri; Cichliformes; Cichlidae. Gene Ontology annotation, molecular function: metalloendopeptidase activity. Gene Ontology annotation, biological process: proteolysis. Bases 300 to 2636 code for a protein of 778 amino acids. The transcript is spliced from 27 exons. The record is from RefSeq and is a predicted model, not a curated record.